UGCGGGGUGAUCGCCGUCGUCUUCCCGCGCUGCGCUGAGGGAGUUUCUCCUUCUGGCUUUGAGGGCCUUGUUCUUGAAGAAGAGGAUCUGAACGGCAGGCUGAUGAACGAAGACAUACGUAUCCAUAGCUGGCCUUGUUCUUACUACUUGGACACCAGCAAACAAUGGGUCUCUGGCAGACUUUCACUGACUCCUGUUGCGAUCAAAUUUACAGCUAACAAGACUGGGGAGCUUUUGGUCAACUUCCAUCUUUCUGGUGUCAGUGAGAUCAAGAAGGAAUCUUCAAAUUUAAUCUUCAGCUCCCUUACCAUCUUAGAGAAGAAUACCAAGCACUGGUUCAGUUCUCUGCAACCCAACAGAAAUGUGGUAUUCAACAUCCUUGAGCACUUCUGGAGGGAGCAAUUGCUGUCAAGCCAAGGUGCAGGAGCAGAAGCAGCAGCUUUGCAGUCAACAAAGGGAAGAGAACUGACCGGGUUAUUGACUGGAUCGCAGAAGCAACUGGAAGACACAGCAAAAGUGCUGCAUUACCAGGGCGAGCAGUUUGAUAACAUCAUGAGAGGACUCAACAAGAUCGAAGGGGAUAUGGAUGUAGCAGACAGGUUAUUGACUGAGCUCGAAUCUCCUUCUUGGUGGCCGUUCAGCAGCAAGCUCUGGAAAGCGCCAUUGGAAACCAAGCCAAAGGAAACUGCCACAGUUUCCGAUUCGAAAAACCAGGAAGGAAUCAUAAUUAGAAUUCCAGUUAUUAUCACCCACAGAACAGACUCAAAUGUCAAGCCAGGAAAACUCACGCUCUUCGCUUCUGGCCUGGAAAUCAGUGACUGCAAUUCUCAGGUCAUUCACCGGUUUGAAUCAAAGGAUGUAGAUGAUAUCAGAGUUCAUACGCCAUAUGAAAUCAGUGUCCGUCAGAGAUUUAUUGGGAAGCCCGACACCUCUUACCGGCUCUUGUCAGCAAAGAUGCCAGAAGCAAUCCCCAUCUUGGAGAUGCAGUUUAGCAAGAAGAUACAGUUUUUAGAAGAUGCUCUAGGAUUUGUUGGUGCCAGAAAGUCUCCUCAGGUAGAUUUGGGGACCUCCAUUUGGCAAGCAGCCACAGGACUCCUGGGAGGAGUGGUGCAGCCCGGCUCUCCGGUGGGAGGCAGAGAAGGGAUGGACAAUGACCAGGUUCAGCUGCAGAAGCAAGAGAAGAUCUCCCAGGAAGAAGCAAAAGAGCUGAAACAGAUACUAAAGAAACUGAAGGGCCUUGCCUUGGAGACAGAAGCCGAGCUGGAGAGACAAGAUGAAGCUCUCGAUUCCAUCACUAAUUCCGUAGACCGCGCAACGCUGAAUAUUGACAAGCAGAACCGCAGAAUAAAGAAACUAACGUAGCACUUCCUGGAGCCAGUGGGAACGGUAUCGUGAGGAAGAGGAGGAUCGGGGAACUGUGUUUUUCAAGACUGUUUCUUUAAUAGACACUUUGAUUGCGUGGGAGGUGUUUGCAAUAUUGUCUGGAAUAUGAUGCUGCUGUUGUCGAGUUCCUGAGGGUUUUGAAAAUGUUUCCAGACUUGGAUGAUGUUUGAAGGGCUGUUUCAGGAUUAAAAAAGCUGAGACUUCUAAUUGCAGUGAAACAAUGAUAGUGGAUUCUUUACUACAGAAAAUCUGUAAAUAUGAAGGGGUGUGAUACAAUCUGAAUCAACUUUUAUGUGCUUUUUUAUGUUGCUACUUUUGAAAGGUUUGGGUUUUUUUUUUUACUGGAAUGAAGAAGUGAAGGAGAAAUGAACUGCAUAUGAGACUACUUUAGAUGAUUGCAGCCUAUUAAUUCUCUCUCAAGGUCUUUCUUUAAAAUAGUUAAUAGCUGAACUAAGGGCCAGAUGUUCAACUGCAAGUCAUUGAGGCUUUUUUUUGUAAGUUAAUGCUGAGGUGAGCAAAUGAUGGUGAUAAAACCUUGUGUUCCCUGAGCAAAUAGUUUUAAUAGGUUUCAAUCAUGCUUUUAAUGUACCCAGAAAUUUUAUAAGACUAAUGAAGACUUAGUGGCCACAGCUGUCUGUUGCCAUGUCCUGGGAAAUCAAGAGAAGGUGGUUAGUUAAUGUGCAUUAUUGGUAGAGACAUCUACUUAUUGAGCAGAUUUUUUUUUUGCCAUUCGAUAAAUGUUUUGCUUACUUAAGUCACUUAUAAAAAGUAAGUGUCGAAGUUUAAUACAUGCUUCUGCUUUCCAAAAAGGGAGUGCUGAUCUUCAGUGAUCAUCUACACAUUUUUGUGUGUUUUAUUUUUCCCUUUUAAACUGCAUACAUAGUGAAGGAAUUGAUCUUGGAGUGGAGAAAGUGAUUUUCGUCACAUGUGAAUUUAUUCAGUUCUUGGAGUUCACUGUUUGUAUCCCUCACUUAAAGUGGUUUUACAUUUUUGGUAGUCUGACAUGGGAUGCAGUGUCCUCAGAGUGUCGUGAACAUAGUGUUUACUUAGUGUGGUCCCUAAAUACCAUCUUGGAUCUGGGCUGUCACACCUCUGAUGGAUGUUAAUGGAAGGUCUCUUGUCCCUUUGCUUUUUUUUUGGUGCUUCAUUUUCCAAGGAUCUCCCUACUGUUCAUCUCUGACUCUCUAAAUGGGAACUUCAUAAGUUGUGUAGAACAUCCUGUGGUUUUUGUGUCUACUCCAUAUUCACAGGCUGAGGGGCCUAUGGUCGGAACUGUAGACAUCUGUAUAACAUUUGAUAGUCAUGGUACAUCCAUCGAUCUUGUGGCUUUUAUUUAUUUGCACUACCUGGUGGUGAAGCAUUUCAAGACUUCUUAUAGACCUGUAUUUCUAAAAUAAAAGGGAAUACUGUCAAUUGUUGUCUAAUACAUUUUAUUGAGGUUUUAGUUAGCUCCAUUGAGACUACAGGACAGUGGAGACCUUUUCCCCAUCUAACUUACUUGAUAUUAUGUAGGAAAGAUUCCAGGUAAUCCAUAUAUCUAUCACCUGUGACAGAAAACUCACAUUUCAUCAAUUCCUACAGUUUUCCAGCUAUUUUAGUUCAAAGUAGCUGUUGUAAUAUGUCUCUUUUUUUUUUUUAAAGUGUUUUUAUAUUAAAAAAAAAUUCAUGUAUUGCUUUCAAAUACAACACUUUUGGUGCAAUUUUUUUAACUGUGAAGCUUUGAACUGUUUAUUCCACUGAUAGUUGAUGUGAAAUUUUCCUAUUUCAGAGUAAUUCAGCCUACAUUUUAAAGAAAGGUACAGUAAAUCACAUAGAGUAUAGAACCAUAGAAUCAUAGAAUGGUUUGGGUUGGAAGGGACCUUAAGGAUCAUCUAGU
Haliaeetus leucocephalus (bald eagle) is the source of this 3259-nucleotide messenger RNA. It is a transcript of the gene SNAP47, whose product is annotated as synaptosomal-associated protein, 47kDa. Gene Ontology annotation, biological process: synaptic vesicle priming; synaptic vesicle fusion to presynaptic active zone membrane; exocytosis. Gene Ontology annotation, cellular component: plasma membrane; SNARE complex. Bases 103 to 1362 code for a protein of 419 amino acids. The transcript has 5 exons. The record is from RefSeq and is a predicted model, not a curated record. NCBI's taxonomy places the organism in Eukaryota, Metazoa, Chordata, Aves, Accipitriformes, Accipitridae. Gene Ontology annotation, molecular function: syntaxin binding; SNAP receptor activity.